UGAUUAAAUAACAAACGAAUGCGUUGUAGUUUUAAAACAGUUCUCGCUGCAAAAUUUUCUGAUCCAAAAACAUAUCUUCAUACUCCAGAUAGACUUUUAAUAACAACACAAGACGAGUCUUGAGAGACCAGUAGGUGGUGAUGAUUUUCCACGUAGUUACAAUUUACCAUUUACACGAAGAAGAAGCUGACCAGUCCUCCAGGAAGUCUAACGGAGUGAUGGAACCGAUUGACUUUUGAUUGUAGUGUGAGAUCACGGGCAAAACCCAUUAUGAGGUUUCUGACCUUCAGUAUAGCAUGAUAACAAGCUGAAUUUAAAGUGGAUUUUCCUAAAGAAAAUGCCUUUGUUAAUUCAAAGUAAAGAAGCUGACCUCAUAAACUCGACAGCGGAACUGUUCGAAAAACAUCCACAUUUACAGGAAAACGCAAGAACAUUUCACACCAGGCCUCUUGUUGACGUGGAUCCAAAGUGCCUCCUGUAUGUACAGCAAAGAGAGUUUGCUGCAACAACACCAGCAGAUGACAGUGUUUCGAUCAUUGGAUCAGAUGAUGCCACCACCUGUCAUUUGGUUGUGCUGCGACACACCGGCAGUGGAGCUGUUUGCCUCGCUCACUGUGAUGGCUCCGAUACUUGGUCUGAAGUCUCAAUGUUUAUGACAGCUGUUGCAUCAUUAAGUAGCACCUGUGAGGAUGGCAGAUUUGAGCUCCAUCUUGUCGGAGGAUUUAAUGAUGAAUCAAAAACAUCGCAUAAACUCAGCCUUAACAUAUUAGCAGCAUUUCAGAAACAGAAAGAAGAUAUUCAUCUGGAAACAUGUUGCAUCACAGAAAUGAAUGACAUUGUUGAUAAAGGAGCUCAUAGACCUAUAGUGUAUGGAAUAGGUGUAAAUGUUAAAACAGGGGAUGUGUUCCCAGCCUCAUUCACUCAUAGAGGGCCUGCGGAGGAGCUGCGAUCAGCACGGACCUUCACCGGGGGACUGAUGGCUGAUGUUUAUGACCCGAGUCAUGGACUUUUUAAAAUUGCUCCAUGCAAGUGGUCUCCUAAUCUGAAUAUUGCCUUUUGGUUGUCGCAAAGUGAUGAUACAAUUUUAAAGUACCUGUCCACCUCUCCAACGGCUGAGCCACCACACUUUGUUAAACACAUAAAGUCCACCAUCAUGUUCCUUUUAGAGCAUCCCAACUCUGACAGCCUGUUCCCAGGGGGUCAGCCACAGCUCUACCACAGGGCCCAGACUGGGGGCUGGGAGAGGUUUGUCCAGUCAUAGAGGCCUACCCCUUUCUCUCACUGAGCUGUUUUUGCCUCGCAGCUCAGUGGAUACACUAAGACCUUUUCACUGUUUUUUCUGUUUUUGUUGUGUCUUAACUUGGAGUCAACCUUUCACUUGACCAUAAAUCAGCUCAUCUGGAGUCUAGUGGAAGGAAAAGUGUUGCUGUUCCCGACUGAGUUAUUUUUCAUUCCAAUGGUGGUGAUCGUCUUUACCAGUCACCACCUGCUGUAUUGUAGUAAAUUGAAGUUAAUGUCCCUCUCUUUUAAAGCCCAUAAACAAUAACUGCUUGAUCUUCUUCAAAACAAGAGCUCAAUCUUUACUUGUACAGUUAAAGAAUCAACUUUCCAUUUUAUUGUCUGCCGGAAAAUUGGACUUUCAACAAACAGACACAAAGUAUUACCUAACACGUGGUCAAAGUAAUAGGAAGAAAAUUUAUUACUUUGACCACAGGAUUCAUGCUCUUACAGAACUUUACCUGAUCAAUAAAAUAAUAGAAGUAAGGAAAUUAUUCAUAAGAACUUAUGCUUUGGAAAUCUAUGCAUGAUCUGCAGUUAUUGGCACUUGCAUACAAACAUCAGUACUGCUCCACUGUGUAUAGUUUGACCUGCAGGUAAGGAAAAGUUACAGGUGGUGACAUAUAAAAGAAUAUUUUGGCACUUUGUUUUUUAAUGAUACAAAUGGCAACAACCUUCAUUGUUUAUUUGUAAGUUCUGUACAUAUGCACCUUCCUUUAGAAAAUGAAUAUGAUGUGAAUGUGGUUUAGAAACUGCAUGUGUAUGUAUACUGUGAUCUCUGGUUGAAUGCUACAAAUUUUUAUUUUACUAGUUUGUUUGGAAACCAAUGAAAUAUAUGGCCUUUUCAUUAGUUGUAUUAUAUGAGAAGUUGUAAGGUGCUUGAAGCAUUCAAUAUAACUUGUAAACAUGUCAUACUUGUUAUGAAAUAAAUGUAAAUGGGAAUGUUUA
Molecule: messenger RNA, 2226 nt
Organism: Melanotaenia boesemani (Boeseman's rainbowfish)
Lineage: Eukaryota; Metazoa; Chordata; Actinopteri; Atheriniformes; Melanotaeniidae
Gene: ntan1
Product: N-terminal asparagine amidase
Exons: 10
Coding region: 338-1261 (307 amino acids)
Biological process (GO): ubiquitin-dependent protein catabolic process
Cellular component (GO): nucleus
Molecular function (GO): protein-N-terminal asparagine amidohydrolase activity
Source: RefSeq, a predicted model, not a curated record